CUCUUUCGUUGUUGUGUCUCGGAGGAGCUCUCUGAACUUAAACGACGCGUUUCUAGUUUCCGGUAAGCAGACGACGGUGUUGGUCAUGGAGAUAGGAGAGAUAGAGAUAGCGAAACAGAGAUGCGAAUCGGUUAUAAGAACAAUCGAGAAUCUUCCUUUAUCAACUGCAAUCACUGCUUCGUGCCGUCGCACACUCCUUAAGCUCGCUUCCUCCGAGCUCUCCUUUCUCUCGUCUCUCUCUUCUGAUCCUUCUCCGAAACCUCUCAGUGUCAACAUUGGCCACAUUGAAUCAGUGGUACGGAUUUUACAGCUUCCGUCUAUCACCGGCGUUUCGCGCGUUUGCAAACCGAUUCCUCUUCCGAUUGGUGGCGUUCAUGUUGAUCUCGUUUGUACUCUCGGAAAAGUUCCUGUAUGGAUCAUCGUCUCUGAUAGAAACCCUAGGUACAUCUCCUGGAACGGUGAUCGCCAUGGAAGCAAAGGUUUAAGAUCUAGAAUCGAACAGAUUCUCGCCGCUGCUAAUUCCACAACCACGCUUAAACCUUCUUCGGUGAUUCUGUUCUUCGCAAAUGGUCUCCCUUCUUCAGUUUACGAGAAACUGAAAGAUGAAUUCGGAGCUGUGUAUUUCGAUUUUGGCUUCGAUUCUGAUUCGGAUUCGGAUAUCUCAAUGCUCGAUGAUUUUGAUUGCGAAUGGGUUAACGUUGUUCGAACCAGAUCAUAUAAAGAAGCAGUUUCUAUUGAGAUCAAGCUGAUAGAUCAAUGUGAUUCACUUGCUUCUCCUGAAACUGAGGUUUUAGUUCAAGCAGAGGUCACAGAGCUAAGUCAAAAAGAUGCUUUUUCUACUGUAAUCUCCUCCAUGAGAUUGCUUGGUGAAGACUGUCUCAUUAAUUUCGACACAACGGCUCUUGUUGCUCUCGUUUCCGGAAUCAGUAAUGGGUGUGCAGAGAGACUCGUGGAUAUGCCUGAGAUCGAAUUAGAAGAAAAGUUUAAGGGCAAUACCGUUUUUGUGAUUGCUCAGGCGAGAUCUGAAAUUGAGAAGCCAGGCCUUGUCAAAGUGGGAACUGUAUUAUCAGGGAAGCGUGGUAUUGUAUGCAAGAGUGUUUUCUCAGAGUUCAAGGAGUUAGUAUCCAUGUAUGCUGGACCCAAUGAGAAACUCAGAGCUGAACAGUUAUUGAAGAGCCUAAUGGUGGUAAAUGACAAUCCCUCAGAGCGUGUGAUGAGUCUCCCAACAACGAGGAAGUUAGCGAUGAAGAACAAGACUGUGUUUGGGACAGGUGAUAGAUGGGGAGCUCCUACCUUGACUGCAAACAUGGCGUUUGUCAGAGCCGUGGCUCAGUCGGGCAUGUCUCUUUCCACUAUUGACCAUAGCCCUCGAGCUCUCACUGGCGAUUAGUCGUGUUAAAGUUCAAACUUCUACCUAUUCUGUAAUUUUGUAACUUCUGUAGACCAAACCUUGUAGUAUUAGUAGGUCAAACAAAGCAAAAAGCAGAAACUUACCAGUUUGCUAUUGUUUGGUGUAGAUGUUGUUGUCUAAGUAAUAGUAAUGAAUGUGGAACAGAAAGAAUCGAAUUUUA
This is a messenger RNA of Arabidopsis thaliana (thale cress), 1571 nucleotides long. RefSeq lists its product as uncharacterized. The record is from RefSeq and is marked reviewed. Lineage: Eukaryota; Viridiplantae; Streptophyta; Magnoliopsida; Brassicales; Brassicaceae. The transcript has 4 exons. Bases 86 to 1390 code for a protein of 434 amino acids.